Dendronephthya gigantea is the source of this 1713-nucleotide messenger RNA. RefSeq lists its product as uncharacterized. The coding region runs from base 98 to 1054 and encodes 318 amino acids. The record is from RefSeq and is a predicted model, not a curated record. The transcript is spliced from 2 exons. Lineage: Eukaryota; Metazoa; Cnidaria; Anthozoa; Malacalcyonacea; Nephtheidae.
GAUAGAUGUAAAAUUUGGAAAAAACGAAUGCAAGUUUACUUCAAUUUACCAUAGUAGCCAUAUUCCAUAUAUCUGGAUCAACAUUUACUGAAGAACAAUGAGUGGAGCGAAUAAAGGAGUUAAUAAUAGUCGUGCGCAAGUUGAGAUUCCAGAACCUUUGAAAAGUAUACGUGAGCGUACAAUUAGAAAACUCAGAGAUAAAGCUUAUACAGCCGAUGUAAUUUACCAGAGCUAUGCUGGAAGAGACAGGAAAGCCAAUGGCACUGGGGCAAUUGGAGGAGUUGCGGCAGUGAUAGGAGGUGUUCUAACACUGCCUACAGGUGGCCUUGCAGCACCGGCUUUGCUAACCGGACUUUCGCUUACAUCAGGAGGGGCUUCGAUUGCAGGUGGUUUCUGGUCAAUAAAAAAUGUGUGGGAUCGUGGAAUGGAGCUUGAAAACUUGAACAAAAGGAUUUCGGCUGUUUUGCGCGAAGAUGAGAGAGAAGUAUCGGAAAUGUUUGAGGAGAUCCUUCAUAGGCGCAGUGUACGUGAUGGAAGUGUACUCGAACCAGCACAAGUUGCUCGUGAAAUGCAUGCAGCUGCUGAUGGUCUUGAUGCCGUUGGACUGAAUAGCAAUAUUUUGAAGGAAAUGAUAAAUCGGAUUCCAUCAGUGAUCAAAAUUAUUUCGCAUGGAGGAUUCCCGAUAUUAUCAGGUGUGGCAGUGGUAUGCAUCCGAUAUGCUAUUGCAAGGCCCAUCAAGACUACUGUUAAGGAGGUUGUUGAAGAAGUGGCAGGACGUGCAACAAAAAAAAUUGCUACGGAAGCUACAGAAGAAGGAGCAAAAGUUUCGGCAACACAACUAAUAAAGAAUGGAGCAAAAACAGGUACAAAAACAGCCUUGAAAGUUGCUGGAACCGUGACCAUGGCGCUUGGAAUCAUCACUACUCUGUGGGAAGGAUACAACAUGUAUCAAAAUCACUGUGCCACCAAAGAAGAAUCUCAACAUGGAAGAGAACUUCGCUGCCUGGCAAAUAAAUUAGAAAUAAGUUUAAAAACAGGCAAGAUACCAUACUAAACUUUAAAGCUGGGGACGAUGGAACAAGGUGGUUGCUGUGUUUAGCCACAUUAAUAAUUAUUUUGGCAAUUUGGUAGUUUUAUAGGAAAAGAAACGUUUUAUCAUUUAAAAAAGCAGGCACAGCUGAGCAUUUUGUUAAGACCGAGGUUAAAUGGAACAAAUGAGUACAAAGAAUAUUAAAGAAAGCAUGCAUAUAUAUAUUACCCAUAUUAAUAAUAUAAAAAAACAAUAUAAAGUUAAUAUCUUAUUUCUGUUGAGAGGUCCUUUAGAGUUUAGAUAUAAACUUAUCUCUUAGGUUAGCCCGUAGUCUUUUAAUCGUUAAACAACACUUGUUAUUAGUAUAUGCUCCCUAUAAUGUUGAUUGUUGACGUCAUGCUCAAAGUUCAGCUAGCAUCCACGCACUUGUCUAGAUCUACGCGCCUAAAACGAUCAGGUUGAUGCAAUAUUGAUAUGAACAUGCAGGAUGGAACAAUGUUGUGCUGAGUUACAACGUUAUUCAGAGUUGUUAUCAACAUUGAACAAUAUUGUUACAUGCUGAUAAAUGUAUACAGCAGACUUAGAGUUUUUAGCCGUGUAUUAUAUAUAAGGAAGCUGUAAAUCCAUGUAAGCUGCAUUAGUUACAACAAAAUUAAUACAACACAUUUUAAGUUCGUUUUCAC